AUGAUUAAAAAUCAGUGAGUACUUUUAUAGUACAUACUUACAACUACAAAUUGUAUUCUUAAACUUUGUUAUUAUUUUUAUAAGUUCUAAAUUUAAAAUGGAAACCCAGUUAUCACUGAGCACACUGACAGAGUCCACCGACGUCCCUCCUCAAAGACAUCACAGUCACUUGCAACACGCGCGCAAAGGAGGAAAAUGUAGACACAUCUCUGCGCCCACACUCCAAUAUUCCACCUAGGAUAUGGAUGGAAAUUGAACACUGGAGUUGCUGGACAUAAAGGGAACAAAGGGUAUCCUUACUUAAAUGGAUUCCAACAGCAACAGCUCCGAAAAGGACUCACGCGGGGAUGGAGAAGUGUACGGAAGCUUUGCGCUCAUCAGAGCAGGGAUUCUGGGUUUGGUUUUCUUGCUCGCAACGUGUGGGAAUUUUUUCUUCUUGGCAACACUUUGGAAGAAGAGGAAAAGAAACACCAGGACGCAGCUAUUUCUUCUACACUUGUGCUUGGCGGAUCUGGUGGUGGCGUUUUUCCAAGUCCUACCGCAGUUUCUUAUUGAAAUUACGCACAGAUUCCGCGGUACGGACUUCUUGUGCCGGUCCGUGAAGUAUCUACAGGUUGUUGGGAUGUUCGCCUCCACGUACAUGAUAGUAGCCAUGACUAUAGACAGGUACCACGCUGUGUGUAAGCCGAUGGUUUCCUUCUUCAAGGGCUCAUUUAGGAGGUACCUGUCCAUAGGCGCAGCGUGGCUCAUCUCCCUCGCCUUCAGUGCUCCUCAGCUUUUCAUCUUCUCUCUCCGGGAGGUUGAGGAGAACCAGUACGACUGCUGGGCGACAUUUAUCGAACCGUGGGGGAGCCGGAUUUACAUCAGCUGGAUCACCCUGUCCGUGUUUGCCCUGCCUGCCGUCAUUCUGCUCCACUGCCAGGUGAGGAUAUGCACCACCAUCUACUUUAACAUGAAGAGGAAGGCGCUGCAGGCAGGGCGCGCGGGUACAAAGGGGGUGUCCAACGCCAUGCUGAAAACUGUGAAAAUGACAUUUGUGAUUAUACUGGCAUACACAGUAUGCUGGAGCCCUUUUUUUGUUGUUCAACUAUGGUCUGCAUGGAGCCCAAAGAGUGCACCUACUCAAGGUCCAGUGUUUGCCAUCAUCAUGUUGCUGGCUAGUCUCAACAGCUGCACCAACCCCUGGAUCUAUGUCUACUACAGCUAAGAGCAUGCGUGCACUAAAACUGAUGUACAUUUUUAGUUGGAAGGGAUGAAACUCUUUUGAUGCAAUUCUUGUGAAGUCCACAUCUGAACACCUAU
Molecule: messenger RNA, 1302 nt
Organism: Notolabrus celidotus (New Zealand spotty)
Lineage: Eukaryota; Metazoa; Chordata; Actinopteri; Labriformes; Labridae
Gene: avpr2l
Product: arginine vasopressin receptor 2, like
Exons: 2
Coding region: 305-1207 (300 amino acids)
Biological process (GO): regulation of systemic arterial blood pressure by vasopressin; positive regulation of vasoconstriction; G protein-coupled receptor signaling pathway
Cellular component (GO): membrane
Molecular function (GO): vasopressin receptor activity; peptide binding
Source: RefSeq, a predicted model, not a curated record